This is a messenger RNA of Vanrija pseudolonga, 1180 nucleotides long. RefSeq names its product Drebrin-like protein (gene Dbnl). Gene Ontology annotation, molecular function: protein binding. Lineage: Eukaryota; Fungi; Basidiomycota; Tremellomycetes; Trichosporonales; Trichosporonaceae. Bases 68 to 1057 code for a protein of 329 amino acids. Gene Ontology annotation, cellular component: nucleus. Gene Ontology annotation, biological process: actin cortical patch assembly. The record is from RefSeq and is a predicted model, not a curated record. The transcript is spliced from 5 exons.
UUGCUCGUCUCGUCUUGUCCCAUCUCCAUCUCCAUCUCCUCUCUCUCCCCAACAGCGACCCACGACAAUGGUAUUCGCAAACCUAUCAUACCAAGACAAGCAGGCGUUCUUCGCCCUCCUGGACGAGUACUUCGAGUCGCGGCCCCACCUCGUCGGCGGCGGUGCAGGCGGCUCAGCCAACGGCGGCGCGACCAUCUCCUCGGGCGGCGCCAACAUCCACAUCCCGCCCGCGGCAGCCAAGGCGGCGGCCGCGAGCGUCGCCUCUGCCGCCGUCUCGCAGCUCGGCGGAGGCGGCGGGCGCUCGGUGCCGCCCCCCCCCUCCUCGUCGGCAGGCGGCCCGCCGCCAAUCCACUCGUCUAACCGCCCGUCGUCGAGCGCGCCGGCGUCCUCGCCGUCCACCGACUCGGGCAGCGGUGGCAUGACCUCGCGCAUCUCCGCGUUCGGGGGCAAGAGCCUCAACAAGUUCGCGUCCAACUCCCACGUGUCCGGCGCGAUGGGCAAGGUCGGCGCCGGCGGGCUCGCCGACAAGUGGUCCCGCCCCGCCCCGUCGUCCUCCUCUACGACGAGCAGCAGCCCGAGCCUGCCCCCGCCACGGAACAGCGCGGGCCCGCCCCAGCCGCCGCCUAGCCGCCGCGUCGCCGGCACGCCGGUCGAGGGGCUCCAGAGCCAGAAGUCGUUCGGGCACGUCGACAUGAGCUCGGGCACGCAGGCCGCCAAGACAAUGUGGCGCGACCCCAAGAGUGCCGCGGCACAGCCCCCCACAGCUAAUGUACAGCAGUCCCCCGCGUUCCAGCGCAUGGCGUCCGACUUGCCCCCUCCCGUUCGGCGUGCGGGCGCCGGCGGCGCGAGGCAGGAGGACGACGACGCACACGCUGACGCUGGGCAGGGGCCUCAGGCUCAAGCUCUGUACGACUAUGAAGGCGGCGACGACACGGAUCUGCCCGUGUCCGAGAACCAGAUUGUCACGAUCAUCGCAAAGACGUCGGACGAUUGGUGGACGUGUGAAGCGGACGGAAGGCAGGGUCUCGUGCCAGCAAACUACCUCAAGGAGCUAUAGAGUCGCGCAGAACGGACGUUGCGGCCAGACGGGACAGCCGCACACAUAUGCAACGCGUCAAUGACACCUCACGCCUGCGUCGCUGCGUUCGCCUCGCGCUCGGCAGGUCGCACGCAUGCAUCU